Messenger RNA from Cryptococcus wingfieldii CBS 7118, 594 nucleotides. RefSeq lists its product as hypothetical. The transcript has 4 exons. NCBI's taxonomy places the organism in Eukaryota, Fungi, Basidiomycota, Tremellomycetes, Tremellales, Cryptococcaceae. The coding region runs from base 1 to 594 and encodes 197 amino acids. The record is from RefSeq and is a predicted model, not a curated record.
AUGGGUAUCCCUGUCUUUGGCGCGAUCAUCACCGGUCUCGCUUGCUCCUUCAUACAAUCCCUAGUUUUCCAGCUUGAUGCCCUCCCCAUCGGCAUCCUAGCGCCCCUUGGAGCCGUAUCACUAGUCUUCAAUGCCUCUGGUGAGCCCUCUUCACUUCCUGGCAUAAUAUCGCAAUCUCCAACGCAAUGUAGAAGAAGAGACAUCCCCAUCUCUAUGCCCCCCAGCAACUACGCCUCACCUCGCUCACCUGCUGCCAUCCCCUUCCGCGCCGCCCACCCAAUAUCCGUCAGCCCGCCCAGUAAAGCCACAAGUGAAGAACGCGACUCGCCUUUGGGCCACAAGGCACCAAUCAGGCGGCUUCCUGCGUCUUCUAUGGCCUAUAAUCAGCUGGAAGAAGAAUCAAGAGCAGCCGAUCCCUUCCCAAGCGCGUACCCUCACGUUGUGUGGUCUCGGAUUCGCGGCAGCGUCUGGCACCUUGUCGGCGACUCUGAGUCUGACGUCGAUGAAGAGCUCGAAGCUGGGGAAGGCGCCACACUCUUGGGAGGUGAUACUUCCAAUGAGCCGGAAAACAGCGAGCCGGCUCGCCACUCUUGA